AUGGGUGAUUCUCGACUGAAUCACCUUGGCAGUGUUCUCGAGUCAAAAAACGCUACAUUACGGCGAGAAGCUGCGGUAGCAUUCGGAAAAUAUUGCCUUUCGGACGAUAAAGUGGCCGAGAUCCUCUUGAAAUACAUUUGUUCGACGUCAUGGGAUGCACGUGUAGCGGCUGCCGAUGCUCUUCAUUGUCUUCUGAAGAACAUGGAGGCUUUCACUGGAAAGGUUGAAGAGGUUCCUGUCAGCGCUUCGCUACGUGACAUUGAAGCAGCUCACGUUCUGAAGACGUAUAAACCGUUGUUAAGUGACGAUGGAGCAGCUCUCAGUGCGAGCACAUCCGGGAUACGAGUGAGCGCCCAGCAGCAACGGCAGCUACUUGACCAGCAUCUUGACAUGAGCGCUGCCAUAGGUGUUACCUCAGCAGGUUUUGUCAACGAUCUCGAUAUUUUACCUCGGAGUAGUAGCAAUUCUCCGCGGCAUGAAGCUGAAGAACUCCUUACCACCGACUGCUCCAAACUAAACGCUGAGGUUAAAGUGGAAGCUUUCGAAGACACUGAUAGAAUUGAACUUUCUUCUCAGAUUGCGUUCUUGAAGUUUUUUUGCAGACUUCUACCUUUACUGGCCGAUCAACGAUGGCAGUGUAGGCAUGGUGCAGCAAUAACGAUAGCCAAAAUAUUAUCUACUUCAUAUUCCAGGAGAGAUGCGUGUGAGAAAGGAGAAGCUGUACUCCUGAUUACUCCCAAAAUUCUCGAAAAUGUUGAUAGGAUACCUCUUCCUCUUGUCGAUUCAUGCGCUUUACAACUACUUCAUGUUUUAAUUCUUGAUCAGUUCAACGAUUUUGUCUCAGAACUGGCACGUGUAGGCAAAGUGCUCUACUUUGUAUUUAAAUAUUUCUUUGCUGUCAACUUCUUCUGGCGACUUUCUGACUGCUUUAAUUCGGUGGUGAAAAGCUUGGACAUACAGUUGAUGACCUAUCGAAUAAUGUUCGUUUCAGCUUCGCUCUGGAUGGAACGCUUAGCUGUAAGAUUGAUUAGCAUAGUAGAGACUUGGAAUGCGGCUAGAAGAAAAUGUUGUGCUUUUCCGUUUGUAAUGGGAAGGUUUUCUUGCAGAGAACAGAUUAUGAUCAUUGUAAGUAUGCUUGAUGAGCAGUUUCAAUCGAGAUCGCAGAAGAUCGUUACUCUUCUCUUUACAGCUUUUAAACGAGACUCAGGGGUGUUAAACAGUGAAGAUAUUCUAAUGAUUUUGAAGUUAUUUUAUCGUGUUUUUUUGUUCUCUGCACCAGCUAAUGACAUGUUAUUAUUAGAGAACGUUUAUAUUACAUCGAAGAUGCUUAUAGCAAAUUAUGGGUCGAUAUUGGUCAAAUCGAGGGUACUUUUGGAUAAAAUAGGACCUUGGGCAGGAUGUCUGCUUUUGGAUCAUCGAAGUGCUGUCAUAGAUGUUUUCACUUACUGCGUUGAUUCUCGAGCAAGCACACGUGAUGAUCCGUUGGAGAGAAUGGCUAGCGAAGAAGUGCGGUGUCUCACAGAUAAGGAAAAAGAUGACGUCUACAUAACUCGCAAGAUAAUCGCCGCGAAAUUUCUUGCCACUAUUAUUCAUUUGCAUUACGAAAGUGGAAUAGAAGUAGAUGGCCAACCGGUAACUGAAGCAAUACAACUCUUGUUUGUUCCUUUCUUGCGGUCUAAUCUGCUGUACCACAAUCUUGGCGCCGCUGUCAUUUUGAAUGAAUGGGCUGCUGUAUAUAGAGAUUCUCUGAAUAAAGGCGUACAGAUUGACGCUCCCGUCACUAUUCUUCAGAUUUGCGAUGCGUUUCUGCGAGCUCCUACCAAGAACUAUGACGAACUUGCCUCGGCAGUCAAUCAUCUCACGAUGGAUUGCAAGGAGUUCGUCGACUACUGCGUAAAUCGUGGUGUGGAUAGAAAUCAGUUAUGCAUGGGAGAUUCAGUUUCGGCCGAGGAAAUCAGCAAAAUGGCAUUCGAAAAAUGUCUUGGCAUUCUGACCGCUCCCAAUCACAUCGAGUCACUCACCACUCGUUAUAAUGUUCUGGUAGAUCUGAUAGAAUUCACGAAAUUGGCGGUUAAGACAAACACUACCAGAGUAGCUGCUUUUUUGGCAUCGGCUCUGUUUUAUUUUGGCUUUGCACCCGAAAAGCUGACUCCCAUGGUACGACCACUUGUAGAGUGUAUGCAAAAUGAGCACAAUUCCACUGUAUCUGCUGAGAUUUUUCGUGGAGCAGUGACAUUAAUGAUCGCGUAUAGUUGGCCGAGGACGCCAAGACCAUACGUCAAGGUUCAAUUCUUUUUUUAA
This is a messenger RNA of Cooperia oncophora, 2301 nucleotides long. Lineage: Eukaryota; Metazoa; Nematoda; Chromadorea; Rhabditida; Trichostrongylidae. The record is from the annotation of a GenBank genome assembly.